Pelodiscus sinensis (Chinese soft-shelled turtle) is the source of this 2128-nucleotide messenger RNA. The record is from RefSeq and is a predicted model, not a curated record. NCBI's taxonomy places the organism in Eukaryota, Metazoa, Chordata, Testudines, Trionychidae.
UCGGCUCCCAGGGUUUUCUCCAAAACGCUGGCAGUAGUAAUGGCGUACCUACGACGUCUCGGCGUAAUAAUAUUCCCCUACCUAGACGACUGCCUAAUCAGGGCGCCUUCAGCGGCAGAGGCUUUACGUGUGACACACCUCACAAAAACAGUUUUCGAAACCUUGGGCCUGAUCAUCAACAUCCCAGAGUCGGCCAUGACGCCGCACCAAUCGAUACAAUUCAUAGGAGCACAACUCGACUCAACCACUGCUCGUGCUCUCUUACCAAUAACCAGAUUUCAAGCAAUCCAAGAUCUUAUACAGGCCAUCAUCACCAGUCCCAAGCCCUCGGUCCUACAAUGUCUCAGGCUUAUGGGGCACAUGGCAGCCACGACAUACGUCGUCGAGCACGCAAGACUGCACUUCCGUUGUCUCCAGCACUGGAUAGCUACUGUUUACACUCCAAAUGUUCGAGACGUCCACAAACGAGUACCAUUUCCUGCUCACGUCAGAAAUUCUUUAGCAUGGUGGACAGUUCCCAAAAAUCUGAUGUCGGGUGUUCCAUUUCAUCGCCAACAGCCGACAACACAGCUGACCACCGAUGCAUCGUUACUAGGCUGGGGCGCACAUCUGGAACACAAUCAGGUACAAGGGCUUUGGUCCCCUCGGAGUCGAUGAUGCAUAUCAAUCUCCUAGAGCUCCGAGUGGUGCGCAAUGCCUGUCGUCACUUUCUCCCAAAGAUUCGUACUCAAACUGUCCGAAUCCUUUCCGACAACAUGACCACAGUAUAUUAUAUAAACAGGCAGGGCGGGGCCCGAUCCCGGUCACUUUGCGCUGAGGCAAUUGCCUUAUGGGAUUGGUGCAUCCUCCACAAAAUCUCCCUGAUUGCAGAAUACUUACCUGGUCAGCAGAAUUCUAUGGCCGAUGCACUGAGCAGACGCUUCUCCCUGAAGCACGAAUGGGAGCUCCAACCGGAAGUCCUCUCAACCAUAUUCCGUUCCUGGGGAUUUCCAACAGUGGACCUAUUUGCGACCCGAAUGAACGCCAAAUGCCCCCAAUACUGUUCAAGGGCAGGAAUGGGUCGGAACUCCAAGGGGGACGUGUUCCUAUACGAUUGGAGCCAUCAACUGCUGUAUGCAUGGCCAAGACAAACGUGGUUUCCUUACCUCCAUCAAAUGUCAGUGCGUCCUCCAUUCCCUCUGCCCAAGAGGCGCGACCUUCUUGUCCAGAACAAUCAACGUCUGUUCCAUCCCCAGAUCGACCUACUGGCACUGACAGCGUGGUUCCUAGUUGGUUCCAACAAACAGAAAUGAUCUGUUCACAGGAGGUCAAGCACAUUCUCUUAUAUAGCAGAAAAUUAUCUACGAGAUCCACUUACCUUCACAAAUGGGCACGGUUUUCAGCAUGGUGCUCAUCGGCAUCCCUGGACCCCUACUCCGUGCCCAUUCACCGUAUCCUAGACUACCUCGUGCAGCUCAAGAAUUCUUCUCUCAGCUGCGCCUCUAUUAAAGUGCACGUUGCCGCAAUCACUGUGUUACACCAUGCUGUAGAUGGUUAUUCAGUUUUCUCCCACCCGAUGAUGUGGUGCUUCAUGAAAGGCUUGACUAAUCUCUUCCCACACCGAACACGGCCAGCGCAGCCAUGGGAUCUAGAGCUAGUUCUUAACACGUUAACUCAAAAACCCUUUGAGCCCUUAGCCACAUGCGACUUGCGCACUCUCACAAUGAAAGUUACCUUUCUCAUUGCGAUAACUUCUGCAAGACGGGUUGGUGAGAUAGCUGCCUUAUCCGCUGUACCCCCAUACACAGUGUUUACCGAUCAAGGAGUCAUUUUACGUCCUCAACCCACUUUCCUUCCGAAAGUGAAUUCACAAUUUCACAUCAAUGAAUCAGUAGUACUUCCCACUUUCUAUCGAAAGCCCCAUGUCUCGGCAGAGCAAACUCGGUUACACACUCUGGAUGCCAGAUGUGCCCUGGCUUUCUACAUAGACAGGACUAGGUCCAUCAGGAAGACAAACAAUCUAUUCGUGUCUACAGCCGAUCGUUCUAAGGGUCAACCGUUGUCAGCACAGCGCAUUUUGUCAAUCAUAGUGAACUGCAUAAAGGAAUGCUAUACCCUACGUAGUAGACCACUGUUGCAGAAUCUGACA